This is a messenger RNA of Amblyraja radiata (thorny skate), 4742 nucleotides long. RefSeq names its product tenomodulin (gene tnmd). The transcript has 7 exons. NCBI's taxonomy places the organism in Eukaryota, Metazoa, Chordata, Chondrichthyes, Rajiformes, Rajidae. Bases 91 to 1011 code for a protein of 306 amino acids. Gene Ontology annotation, biological process: negative regulation of endothelial cell proliferation; negative regulation of angiogenesis. The record is from RefSeq and is a predicted model, not a curated record.
UCACAAACUCUAAAUCGAGGGAAUAAAAGUCUCAGCUCCUCGAUAUUCAGAAACUAGUUGUGAUUCAACCUUUGCGAUCAACGUGAUUAAAUGAUGGCAGAGAAAAACAGCCCAAACAUCGAGGCGCAAGUCUUAGCUGCAAAUUUCUUUGCAACGAAAGAGAAAGAUAAUCGGCUCGGACGGUAUUUGAAGGUCGGGAUACUGGUGGCCCUGGUGGCAGUUUUGCUGCUGUUCGCUGCGUUUGGCGUUCGCUACUACUGGAAACAGAAGGCGAGCAAGGUUUAUGACAUAACGUACCGAAUAAACAUCGAUGGUACCAUCAAAGAGAGCUUAAUGAAGAUCGAUGCUAUCAGUGGGUUUGAGACCUUCAUCACAGGAAAUGGCAGCGAUGAAUCUGUGGAAAUCCAUGAUUUUAAAACUGGACUAACAGGGAUACGGUUCGCUGGAGGAGAAAAAUGCUACAUUAAAAGCCAAAACAAAAUAAUUCUUCCCAAUGUUAUGCCCAUCAAGACUGAAGAAGAAUUGAUUAACCUGCAAGAUGAAAUUAUGCCAGUGAAGUUUGAUGAGUCUCUUGUUUGGGUGGCAGCUGAACAUCCAAUUAAGGACCAACAUUUCCUGCUGAAUUCAAAAGUCCUCGAAGUGUGUGGCAAUCGUCCUAUUUAUUGGCUCCAUCCAAUAUACUUGAAAGAUACAGAAUUUUAUGAUUUUGGAGAGCCUGAGGAAGCUGAAGAAGAUGCACAUUCGGAUGAGUUGAAAAACAAACCCAAUGGAAGGCGCUCAGCACGCGACGUAAACGAUUACCGGGCGAACGGGGCCUAUUUCGAUCCUUUACUUGAUCACUAUGGAUACUGCUGUAUCGAAUGCCGCCGUGGACACCAGCAUUGCCAACGGGUCUGUGAGCCUCUCGGUGGCUACAUGCCCUACCCUUACAAUUACAGAGGUUGUCGUGUUAUCUGUCGGGUUAUCAUGCCAUGCAACUGGUGGGUUGCACGCAUGCUUGGGAGGGUUUGAAAAGAGUUCUCUGCAGUUACUGAACCAGUACCCAAAGUCCCUGUCCAUCACAUUUGAUUUUCUCACCUCUAAAAUAACCACCGCAAUGGCAUCCACUGAUUGACAAUUUUUAAAUGAUUCAUUUGAUGUUCCGAAGAAAAGUUCAAAUGUCAUAGAAACAUAGAAAUUAGGUGCAGGAGUAGGCCAUUCUGCCCUUCGAGCCAGCACCGCCAUUCAAUAUUCUCAUGACUGAUCAUCCAAAAUCAGUACUCCUCCGUUCCUGCUUUCUCCCCAUAUCCCUUGAUUCCAUUAGCCCUAAGGGCUAUAUCUAUCUCUCUCUUCAAUACAGUGAAUUGGCCUCCACUGACUUCUGUGGCAGAGAAUUCCACAGAGGAUGGCUGACUUUUUUGUUAGUAAGUUUCUAUCAGAAGUUCCUCUAAGUUUAUUGAAAAUAAGAAAAGAUAAUAAUAUCCUUGGAACUUCAUUCGAGUAACUGCCUGUAGAUCUGUGAUAUUCCAUUCAUAUUGUGGGGCCAUGGUUUAAGAUUGACCAGUAAAUCCCAAGAUUGUGGCCCUAACGCCAUUUUCACUCAACCAAUUUCUGGCCCAGAAACACUAGUCCUUCCUUUAUAAUUACACUUUUAUUGUAAACUUUUGGACUUUCCAAAAAUAUUAAAAUGGCAAUCUAGCUUUAGAAUACAUGACAAAAACACAUCACACUUCCCAAAUAGAAAAAAUCACGUUGGUCAAUAGAAAAUCAAGGUUUCAAUUUAAAAAAAUCAUGUUUUCUUCCAAUAAUAAAUGUUGCCAUAUUAAUCAAAGAAUUAUUCAUGAUGCCCCACAGCUGGAUCAGCAGAAGAAAGAAAAAUCCUUUAUUGAGAUUUGCAUAUUUAUAUUGAUCAUUUCUGCACCAUUUAGUAUUUUAUUUCUAGAUAAAUCUUGUUCACUGUGGCUUGCUUAAGAAAAUUAUCUGUGAGUUGGCUGCACUUCCAUACCACAAACAUUGUUGUAUUUCAUACACCUUUUAUAUAUUAAAGGAAUCUAUUAUUUUAGAAAUAUAUUAUACUUAAACCAGGUCUUUUACUUCUACAAAAUUAAUAAACAUAUCUUGUUAUAAAAACUAAGACCAAAUUUAGUUUCUCAUUCCUUGUGUGCUCCAUGGUCUGUAUUUCCUGAACAUAAUCAGCCCCUGUUUUGAACAAAGAAGGCAAAGGAGUUAUAUUUUAUACUUUUAAUGGGACAUACUUAGGCACACAUGCCUGUGCUUUAGCACUAAGAUAAUACAUUUUGCAUUACUUGCAGGGCAAUGAUAAAACCUGCUCUGGGACAAUCUUCUAUAGGAUGGGCCACAUGUUUGACACCCCCACCUGAUACUACUUGCUAUACAAUGUACAUGAAUUUAAUACAUUUCUUUUGCUGGUAUUUUGAUCUUAUUUUUAUUGAUUUAUGGCCUCUAUCAGACGCAAGAUCAUAUAUCACGCAGAAUUAAACUGGAAUAAGAAACACCUGUCCAGAAACCCAUUCCAACCCAGCCCAAUCUUGCACAAAUCCAUUUAAAUGGAUAGAAUGUGCUUGUUGUACACCACACCAAUGUUUCUGCCAUGGUCCCUGCAGGUAUCCAAACUGAAUUAAAUAAAAAAUGCUUUUAAAACCAGGUAGAGUAAUUCUUCCAAAGUAAAGACCAGAGUAUCCUUAUGUGCUAACUCCAAUGACGAACAGGUAUGUAGGUUAAUUGGCUCGGUAAAUGUAAAAAUUGUCCUUAGUGUGUGUAGGAUAGUGUUAAUGUGCGGUGCUCACUGGUCGGCACUAAAUCAGUGGGCCAAAGACACAUUGCUAACUGGACUAAACUAAAACAAUGCUGUAAAAGAGCAGUGAUUUGUGGAUAACUAACGGUGCUAUUUGUAAUUUAAUUUGAUCUUUGUACAAGUGGCAUCUUCUGCAGAAGCACGAGAAUAUUUGGCUCAGUUUAUGCAAUGCUGAAAAAUGUCACUUAUGUUGGCUAAAGGCCCAUUUUCAGAUUAGUUUGUGUGUAGUUUAGAAUGCUGCAAAUCUCAGUGGGUUAUGCCAAUGGCUGGUUUGAACUUGGAAUCAGUUUAAGUUGCAUAACUCCACUAAUUGAAAAUGUCAGUGUUUCUCCAAGAGAAGCAUGCUAUUGGCCAUUUCUGGGUUGUUUCACGUCAUUCAGAAAUUUUGACUGGCAUUUCCUGUUGUAAUAUGAUUCUAACUCGGUUUCCAUUUUGAAGUCCAUUGAGUGUCGUUAUUCUCCGGCCAAUGCUACUUCACAGGACAUUGGAUGGACAUAAAUAUCCAGGUCUUUAGGCCAUACCAACCUAAUAAUAACACAACACCAACUCCCAUCUUGUAGUUCCUUGUUUUACCAACACAUAUUUCAUCUUCUGAAGCCCGAUCAACCCGUCCAAAGACAGCUAUUUCCCCUCAACCAAUCGCUUCACCCACAAUGAUGGCAGUUUCAGUCCCCAUAAUGAUUUCCAUUAUCUCCAACACCAACCUCCACCCCACACACCUCACCAUUUCCACCACUCAACGACAACUCUUGGCCUCCAAUUUCCCUCACCUCUCCCCCCAAUGUAUUAGACUUUGGUUCAGUCCCUCCCAUUCUCUCUCUCCCUUCUUCACUUCCAUCACAGGCUCCUGUACAUUUAUGUUAUGAAAGUGUGUGACACCCUUAGUUUGUUGUGACUGCUGCUGUGUGUCGGUGAGAUAAAACAUUCACUGCUGCCCAUUCCCAUUCCCAUUACCAUUCCCACUCGCUCUGCCCUUCACUCACACUGACCACGCCACACAUCACAACACCAGACCACAGCCUCUCUAAUGUGCGCUAAGGGGAACAAUAGCAUUUCCAGGCAACAAUAGAACAGUAGAACAGCCAGAGAUUUGAAACAGAAUCAGGUCUGUCCCUACCCAGAUUUCUAUUCACUGCAGGUGCUGCCAUUGUUAAAAUUUGAUAUCAGGUACCUGAAAGAUUCCAUUUCACUGGUAGACACAUUGCUAACUGGACCUAAGAACUCCAAGCCAAACCAAGUUGAGAAAAUAAAUGAAUAGAUUUGAUGUAAAGUUACUCAGUGCUAGAAUCUCAAGCAGCGAAAUACAUAUCUGGAUUUGUAGGGUCCAAAAACAUAAAUACUUAUCUCCUUCCAACACCCUGUGAAGUAGUAUUGGCCUGGGAAAUAUGGCAUUCUGUGAACUUCUGUCAUGGAAAUUGAAUUGGGAUCCGGAUUUCAACAGGAUAUGCCUGUCAACAUUUCUGAAUGAUGUAAAGCAAUCCAGAAAUGGCAAAUGACAUUAAACAUUACUCAGCAACAAUUUCAUCUGAUGAACACCUGCCGAACUCAGUGACUGCGACUUAAUGCGACUCGAUUUAGCCAAGUUUAAUUUGUAUUUUAAACCAGAUAUUACUCAGAUUUGGAUGCUUUCUUCCACAGAUUUCCAUAUAUACAGUACAGAUUUUAUUCGAUUGGCAGUAUUUCCCUUCAUCUUUUUUAUAUAUGUUCUCUUCUCAGCCAUCACACAUAUCACAGGACUUUAUUUCUCAUCUAAUGCUCCUCCACACUACUUUUGGUUCUUGCUGCCGUCAACUUUGAUGGAAAAGGGAAAUUAACUGGUGUGUAGGAUGGAGUAACUUCUUUCAUUGCUUAGGGUGGAGCUAUAAUGAUUAUGAUAAAUGAUAUUAAAACAUUUAUUACCAUUAUUGUUUAUAGUUAUUGCAUGGUUUAAUAAAAGGUUUGUCACAAA